Molecule: messenger RNA, 1557 nt
Organism: Aspergillus puulaauensis
Lineage: Eukaryota; Fungi; Ascomycota; Eurotiomycetes; Eurotiales; Aspergillaceae
Product: putative amidase
Exons: 3
Coding region: 1-1557 (518 amino acids)
Molecular function (GO): catalytic activity
Source: RefSeq, a predicted model, not a curated record
AUGGCUUCAGCUCCAACACGAGAAGAAUUGCUCGGCACAGCCAAAAAGGUCUCAUUCGAGAUCCAACAAAAUGAAGUCUCGGAGUAUGAAGAGCUCCUCGCGCGCACGAAGAAGACCCUCGAGACUGUUGCGGCAAUGGACGACUACCAACCAACACCAGACCUCACACUCCACCCCAGGAAAGACAUCCACCUCCCCAAUCCCGACUCCCCCUCAAACCCCUUAAACGCCUGGGCCUGGCGAUUCACUCUUACUUCCACCUCCCCAGCCAACACAUCUUUAAACGGGAAAACCCUCUGCCUAAAAGACAACAUCUGCGUCGCAGGCAUCCCCUGCCUCCUCGGCACAUCCACAAUAACAAACUGGACCCCCCAAACCGACGCCUCAAUCGUGCCCCGCAUCCUCAACGCCAGCGGGACCAUCACCGGAAAAGCCGUCUGCGAGAACCUCUCCCGCGGCGCCGUAAGUUCCACAGCGGCCACAGGCCCAGUGCAUAACCCGUACGCGCGCGGGUAUUCCGCCGGCGGGAGUAGUUCCGGCACGGCGGCGCUCGUUGCAUCAGGUGAUGUGGAUUUGGGGAUUGGCUGUGAUCAGGGCGGGAGUAUACGCAUUCCGGCGGCGUUGACGGGGGUGUAUGGGGUUAAGCCGACGGCGGGGUUAGUCCCGUAUACGGGGAUUGUGAGUCACGAGGCGAGUCUGGAUGUUGUGGGGCCUAUGGCGAGGGGGUGUAGGGAUGUUUCGGUGUUGCUUGGGGUUGUGGCGGGGUGGGAUGGGGUUGAUGAUCGGGCUGGGCCUGGGGUUCCGGGUUUUGGCGAUGUUCCGUGUUAUGAGAUGUUGAUGGAGGGGGGGAUUCAGGGGGUUAGGAUUGGGGUUUUGAAGGAGGGGUUGCCUGGUGGGAUUGAUGCUGGGGUUGAGGAGAAGUUUAGACGGGCUGUUGGUGUUUUUGAAGGACUGGGUGCGAGAGUCUGCGAGGUCAGCGUGCCGCUUCAUGCGCAGGCGAGGAGUGUUUAUUCCGUGCUGAGCAAGAUGGGGAAUCAUAUGGGGAUGUUGGGGCAGGCGACUGGUCGACGACAAGUCAUGCUAACUGAUUUAUAUGAGAAGAAGGGUCUUCCUUACAAGCCUGAAGCUGUCAGCAAAAUGAGCGUGAUGAGCAAAGAGGGUCUUCUUAGCGGCGAAUUCGCCUGGCAGCACUACCCAGCAGUCUACCCAAAAGCCGUAAACAUCAUGCGGAAACUAAAAGAUCUAUACGAUGAAGUUCUCUCCUCCGUGGAUGUGAUCGUGAUGCCGACGACCCUUUGCCCUGCAAGGCCUCUCCCGGCAGCAAAUGCAAGUCCACUGGCUCAAAUCGACGCCGCGAAAGGGAUGACGGAGAAUACAUGUUCAUUCAAUGCUACGGGCCAUCCUGCACUGGCGAUGCCAAUUGGGUUUGUACCGGCGGAGGAUGCGAGUAUACAGUUACCGGCUAGUAUGCAGAUUGUGGGUAGAUGGUAUGAUGAGGCGAUGAUUUUACGAUGUGCGUAUGCAUGGGAGCAGGCGGUUGACUGGAAGGGUUUUUAG